Messenger RNA from Hippocampus comes (tiger tail seahorse), 6432 nucleotides. It is a transcript of the gene zbtb42, whose product is annotated as zinc finger and BTB domain containing 42. Gene Ontology annotation, cellular component: nucleus. Gene Ontology annotation, biological process: regulation of transcription by RNA polymerase II. Gene Ontology annotation, molecular function: DNA-binding transcription factor activity, RNA polymerase II-specific; protein binding. The transcript has 2 exons. The record is from RefSeq and is a predicted model, not a curated record. Lineage: Eukaryota; Metazoa; Chordata; Actinopteri; Syngnathiformes; Syngnathidae. Bases 791 to 2386 code for a protein of 531 amino acids.
AGUAUUUGUUCAAAAUAAAUGGAGGCGCAAAAAAAUACAGGUUCAACUAUUGACUGUUAAGUGUGACAGUGAUACUGCUACAUUUUUAUUUAUUUAUUUUUACCCUCUUCAAAAUAAGAACAAAUAUUAAAUGGAUUAAAAAUAAAAUGCAAUAAAAUACUACUAUCCAGAGGAAAAAUACCAUUAAGGUUAAAAUAUAUCGGUACAUACAACUAUAAACAAGUAGUAACAGGUGAGUAUAGCCCUCUGAGCAUUAUACAGUAUUGCAUCGAACAGGAGAAAAUAUACCUUAGUCAUGCAAUAAAUUACAAGUCAUCACACCACCCAAAUUGAGUAAGCACAUACACAUUUUGGUCUGGUCUGUGCCUCCGUUGAGCCCCGACCCUCUACUUCCGACUGUCGAGGGAGGGUUGCACACAGAGCAGACAGGUGUUUCCAGCAGCAACGGAUGUUGCCGCCGGCGUCCUCUGCUACUUGCUGCCGCUGUGCGAGUUCUCGCAGUAGUACACAAGUUUCUGGUGGUGGGCCGAGCGCUAUCGCGAGAUUUGGCGGCCACACGAUCAACCUGUUCGUUGACACUCACCAACAGCAGCCAGCCAGCCAGCAGCCGAGCGAGACGAGCGAGCGCAGUCUGCCUCGCCGGGCACUGGACCGAAAGCUCGAAGAACCGACGAGAGGGAAUCCAACAUCUGGCCUCACAUCAUGAUUAUACAACGUCGAGGUGUCUAAGUGGGGAGAAGGCACAUCAUCGCAUCACGGAAAAGGCGGAAAUAAAUGUUAUGAGGGAAGAAUGGAGUUCCCAGACCAUAGCCGCCAGUUGCUGCAGUGUUUGAGUCAGCAGCGUCACCAAGGUUUCCUGUGUGACUGCACCGUUCUGGUCGGGGAGGCUCGCUUCAAGGCGCACAGAGCCGUGCUGGCUUCCUGCAGCAUGUACUUCCAUCUCUUCUACAGGGACCAGCUAGACAAAAGGGAUGUUGUGCAUCUCAACAGUGACAUUGUGACAGCGCCGGCCUUCAGUCUGCUGCUUGAAUUUAUGUAUGAGGGCAAGCUGGAAUUCAGCACUCUUCCAGUGGAGGACGUGCUGGCCGCAGCCAGCUACCUCCACAUGUACGACAUCGUCAAAGUGUGUAAAGGCAAGCUGAAAGACAAGGAGCUCUCCUCGCUUGACGAAAAGAUGGGUGAGGCUUUUGGACUCAGCUGUCUGGAGCGGGACAAUUCCUCGGACGGCGAGCUACGCGGUGACAAGCAGCUCGGAAGACGACAGUCCCGGGGGCUCCCGGGGCCGCCCUCCCCGACGGAACAGUCUGACACGGACAACAGCGAAGCGGGGCUCGCUGUCAGCGACUGUGAAAGGUCUAGACGGAACAGGCAGAAGGCAAACGGUCACUCCGGCAGGUCCCCGAACCUUGUAGGUGUCAAUUAUGUGUCAGCGGAGGCCGAGCCUUGCGUCCAAACAGCUGGAAAAACAAAAGCUGAUGUCAGUAGUUCCACCGUAUCGCUGUCCCAGAGGUCCCGGGCUUCGGAUGACAUGGACUGCGCUCUGGAUUUGUCUUUCAAGCCUCUGUCUAGCAGAGAUCCCUUACAGGCCUCCUACAUCUCGGGACAGCUGGCCCUCGACAGCCAACAGCAGGGCACUGAGCCACUUGUUAAAGAUGAACACGACUUGCUGUCAGAGCAGGAGGACAGUGAGCCCAUGAGCCCUGAGAGCCAGCGCUUUGGGAAUAGCGCCAGGAGCUCAGUGGUGACAGGGUUCGCUGCCCUCUUCCCAGGCAACAACGGUCCCACCGCCGCCCUCCUCUCCCAGGAGGAAGACCUGAUGGACGAGGAGGGGGAGGCCUGCGGCGGGAGGGAGGGCGCCCCCGGCAGGGAGGCGGCGGAGGAGCGGAGGAGGGGGAGGCUGCUGGGGGACAGCGAGGAGGAGGAGGAAGACGACUUGGCUUCUUCGGACAUCUCCACCUCCAGCGGGGUGCUCUUGCCCGCGGGGCAACAGGCGUGCGUGUGCCCCCUCUGCAGCAAAAUCUUCCCCAGCCCGCACGUCCUGCAGCUGCACCUCAGCUCGCAUUUCCGCGAGAAGGACGGCGCUCGCUCCAAGUUGUCCCCCGACGGCUCGGUGCCCACCUGCAUGCAGUGCAACAAGACCUUCUCCUGCAUGUACACCCUCAAGCGGCACGAGCGCACACACUCCGGCGAGAAGCCGUACACCUGCGGCCAGUGCGGCAAGAGCUUCCAGUACUCGCACAACUUGAGUCGACACGCCGUGGUCCACACGCGGGAGAAGCCGCACGCGUGCAAAUGGUGCGAGCGUCGUUUCACCCAAUCCGGGGACCUGUAUCGCCACAUCAGGAAGUUUCACUGUGGCCUUGUUAAAACGCUCGCCAUAGGAUAAAGCGCUCAAUCUGUGCCAACACGGCCCCACCCCGUGUCUUUUCACACGUUAGUAUUCACACACCGGCAGUUUGGAUUCUACCCCAGGGGGCAUUUCUCUUGAUGUAGCAACUUGAAGAAAAACUGGCCUCGACUGGCGAAUGGCAUCGGUGUGGAAGUUGAACAAAGUAGACGAUGCACUUGUUUGUUUGCGUCGUCUUUCUCUCCGUGGGUUGACUUUAUUUGAGGAGCUGAAAGGCAUCCCGAAGGCAGAACGCAGGCUGCUAACAUUUGUUAAUACAAUCGACUUUAUUUGUGCACAUGGGAGAUCAGAACCGUCCGUUUUCCUACUGUAAUGUUAUUAUUUAUUUGGGUAUUUGUAACAAGUUCAAAAUUUCGAGGCAGCAAAACUAAUGAAGUUUAGACUACUGGAAUACAUAUAUUUUUUUUCAGGGAAGUUUUUCUUGAAAGGUCAAGGUUAAAGGAGACAAACCCAUUAUGUCCACUAUUGUAUUUUGCCUUGGAAUCACCUGUCGUUUUUUUUUUUUGUUUGUUUGUUUUCAGCAUGAAUGUGAACUAUUUGAAGAAAUGGCCUAAUUGCUACUUAAAAGUGUCCAUUCAAAGGAGGGACACAAAGCUCGAGUUCAUGCCUACAACACUUGUGCCUCGUUACACUUGACUUUAGUGUACUUCUUGAAGAGUGAUCGAUCACCAUGCCUUUUGUCAAAUCCACUCACACGUACCGGAGGAUUAACAAAGGUAAUAGGCAGCGCUGGAAUGCUAAUUGAUCCACGAGGGCCCUGAUAAGUGCGUGGCCCAACUAUGUAAAUGAAGCUCUUAUGAAGUUAUUGAUUGUAGAAGAAGACAAACAGCAGACGAGCGUUAUAUUUCCUGGUAUGGCUGCAGUAUGAACAAACCAGUAGUUAGUCACCGUUCGGGGACCGAACGAGACAGGUGGAUAAUCACAGGCGUGCCGUUCUGCUAAAGCUACUGACUUUCUUUUUAAAUUAACAUUCUCAUGCUCACCAUAGUUUCUUACUGUUAUGUGUUACUACUGACCUUGAUGCCUUUAGCGACCCCCCCCCAAAAAAAAGGUCUGUGGGCAGGAAGGAGUUCCACUCGUUGCUAAAUAGUUGUUUGUUUGUUUGUUUUUUGUGUCUAAUCUGUCCUGAGAAGACUUGAUCUGAAAUUUAUUUAUUAGUUUGGUUCAGGUUUUUUUUUGGGGGGGGGUAGGUGGUUUUCGAUUAGCUCGAAAGUUGGUACUAUUAACUGGUAUUGGGGCUCUCUUUUUUUUUUCUCUUUGUGCAAAUCAAGUUACUGUAAUUGUGCUUUCAUCGAAAAAUAUCAGUCACACGGAACCUAGAGAAGCACUUGUUUUUAGCAUGCACAUACAGUAGUCUCAACACUAUUUCCUAGGCUGCUAUCACCAUUUGUAUAUUUAAUGUAAAUAUAUAUUCUAUUUAUGUGUGUUUUUAUCACACCCGCGGGGGUGGCGGGAGUCAGGUGUCUUCUUCAGGCUGCAGUGUCUUCCCAGGGGGAGGGCGGGUGGGGGUGCUCGAGAGUUAAACAGACUGCAAAUCAGAAUCAGGAUUUUUCAUUCAGCUCUGCUGUUCCGCCACAGGAAAUAGUUUUUCUACGAGCACAGCCGUAGCGAGUCGUCAUUGGCUACCUAUAGAAAUAGGACAAUACUCGCAUUGUCCCCCCCCUACCCACCUUCCACACACAAGUCCCAGGUAGUUCUCAAGGGAUCAUUGUGUAUCUCCGUUGUGGUUUGCUAGCGCUGCGUUGGCGUGUGGGGGGGGGGGGGGGGGUUAGGCGAGUGCACGUUUCUCUUGCCGCUUUGGUGUAUUGAAUGGAGGCAUUGGAAUGUGAGAAAUGUAUUUAGGCGAAGGGAAACCAAGGAGACUGUAAACAGGUGUAUUGUUUGGAGGCAUCAAAGUCCUACCCACCCCCCACCCCAACCCUCCCUCCACGCAGCAUGCAGUCAGAUAAAUGCAUCAUUGUUCUACUGAGAGGAGCGACCGUUGCGAUUCGAUUGCACACCUAUAAAGAGAUUAUGAGUUCUCAUUGCGUCCCGUAUCCCCCGAUGAACAUGGAGAAUACUGGCAGCAGAGUUUUACUCGAGCAUCAUUGAUAACAGCGCAUCUUAAACGCUGCUCAGUUGAACCAGUUCAGUGAGCAACCUUAUUCCGUGUACAGUGGAGCCUCGAGCUACGAACUUAAUUAGUUCUGUCUCCCCGUUUGUCGCAUGAAACGUUCAUAAAUCAAAGUAACGUUUCCCAUUGAAAUGAAGUGAAAUGUGAUUAAUCCGUUCCCACCGCCAACUAAGUUAUACUUACCUCCUUUUUAAACCAAUCUGUGGUUAAAAAUAAAUAUAAUGUACCAGUAAUAUAUAAAUAAGUGAAAAUAUACUCUAAUCAAGAAAUGAAACCCAAACUAUUGCUCAUGAACUUUAAGAAGGGGAGGCGGGCUACAGCUUCUCCGUUCAAAAAGCGUCUUCUUCCAUAAUAACAUGGGGAAAUUCAGAUGUUUUUAUCUUUUUCUUUUCUAAUACAUUGGUUGGUUUAGUGACGACACCGAUCGCAGGUAAACCUGUUUUUUUUUUCCAGUUAAAAAAAGUAUCAAGUGGCAAGUCACAUAUUUCAAAUAUAAAUUCGGUACCUAUUUUAUUUGGUCAUUUUCAUAAUUUGUUGAUUACCUCUAUCACACUAUCACCAGUGAGUGCUUUUUCAUUUGUCAAGAGCUAAACAACGACAAAAGGGUACAUACCGGUGCCACUGCCUAACCUUGCCUUGCGUGAUGCAAAGAGCCUGCUUACACGAGAUGAGAAAAAGUUUUUGCCUUACCUUGCAGAGGGAUACAGCGAGUUUUCAGUUGACAGCAGUGCCUUAUGCACAUUUUUAAUAACGGUAACACACUGCGAGACAAAGCAUGACAUAGAUAGUCUAUCGUCAAUAAUUGCGGGCAUAACCCGAAUUGUUUGUAAAAAGGGAUGUUCGUAACUCAAGGUUCCACUUUGCAUACUUCUUGUGUCGUGUCAAUUUCAUGUACGGGCAAGAAAACGUGGCAAGCUUGGUCAGACGUUUCUUCAUUCUUGAAUGUACAUGUAUACAGGCCGAAAAAAAAAAACAACAACAAAAAAAACAACACAGCGUGUUUCUUUUGUAGCGGUUAUUUAAAGCUCCAGGAUGUUCACCGAGCCUGCCUUGUUGACACACAAAUAGGUGUUACAUCUGAAGGAACCUCUUUUUGUACUUUGUGCACUCGCUCGUGUUCACGCAACAACACCCCACCGAAGCAUAACAACUACUGAUUUCUUUUCAUAACAUGUUGUGUAAAAUUCAUUUACUUUUUUUUUGCUGCUUUUGUUUGAGGUUCCGGGCAUGUCAUUUCAUUGUGUGAAAAUAAAUUUUUGGGAGGUGUUCGACUGAGGACAAGCAUUUGUGUGAGUGCGCGCACGUGUGCGUGUGCUUUGGGUUCCAGUAGUUCCUUGGGUCAUGUCACCGAUGAAUGUGAAUGAACUGCCGAGAUUCUCAUUGUUGUCUUUUUCAUGGACUCAAAAGGCUAUGCUUGCCGAAACUCAUGCUGUAUGAUUUUAAAGUCGCAAAACGACCAUUAUCCAACAGUGGAUUUGUUGUGCUCUGUUGCGGGUUCCAACUGUGAAAUUGUGUACCAUCAUCAGAAAAUAUUUAUUCUCAUUGCAUUUGUUUUUCUUGCAGCUUCUAACUUUUAAUUUGGUUUCAUCAGCUAAAUGUCGAGCCAACACCUUUUUAAUUGAAACUGUAGAAAGUGCCAUUAGAAUUUAAUAUAAUUUUUUUUCCCUCUAAAUAAGAACAAUAUAUUUUAUAGUAAUUGCUUCAGUGUUAGAGGUGUAUAGAUUAGAGGACAAUCUUUGAUUAGAUACUGAGGCAAUUUACUGUGCAUAUUACUUGUUUGCGCCUUUUUGUGUGUGUGUGAGAGUGUGUGUGUGUGUGUGUGUGUUUGUGGAGGUGUGUGUGCUGUGGAAAUGUGACAAUCUGGAUUUAGGUCUUUAUAAGACUAUGCAUAGAAUUAAAUGGAACAACUUUG